UAAUUCAAAAAUCAAUGCGGGAAAAACUAUGAACAUAUAUGUGUGUUCAAAUAGGACUACAAAUUAGAUCGAACUCACUAGCUUUAUUUGCGCGCUGAUCAUAAGCCCGACCGACUAAAUUCGCAAAAUUCUGUUUUUUUCUUCUCCAUUUUUUGAGCAACAGCACACAUACAGUACAUAUGCAUACACGAUACCGCCAAAGAAAUCUUACUGCAAAAUCUCAACUAACACUCAACAAAUUCCAGCACCAUUCAACAUUAACCAACGCCCUAGAAUUAUCCCGUCGUUUACCUACCAUUUAUAAGAGGCAAAGCUGUUGCUGUUGCUGUUGUCGCUGCUGACGUCAACUUCAUAGCCCCAACCGCAGCCUCAGCCACUAUACGAUCGUGAACGCAUCAGAAAUUUCUACUAAUAACAACAACAAUAAGGCACAUAAUCACGUCGAUGAAUCGAUUAACCAUUAGCCGGCAUUUGUAGAUGUAUUCAUUUGAUGUACACAUGUAUACAUAUACAUUUGAAUGUAUAUACAUACACGUAUGUGUUGUAAGCAGCUUUUCUGUUGAGCCAUUGAGUCGCUGAUCCAUUGAUCCGCAGUUCCGUUGAGUCGCGAAGUCGCUGUGCUGCUCUGCUGUGCCGUAAAUAUUCUAUAAAACUAACGAACUCUUAGCAAUCCACUGUGAUUCUUUCGUACGAGUGCCUACGUGUGCGACAGUAUUGGCUGCGGUUGAUUGAUCGAUUGUUCAUUCAAGUGUUCAAACGUUCAAACUCUUCCUGCCUGGCAGACUUGUAUCCAUUAUACGACAAUCAAUAAACGUCUCCAAAUAAACUUCAACAAGCAAAAAUUCUAGCGGAGGAUCAAACGUAAAUGUGGAGAUACCGCACACAGUACCUUUAGGCAUGCAUACGAGUACAUAUAUAUAUACAUGUGUGUGAAUACCUUCAGUUAAGCUUGCAGCAUUGUAAAAGCCACAUAUAUAUAACCAAAUAAAUAUAUGCACAGCAACAGGCGCAAAGCAACAUCAUAUCUGCGUUCGUUAUACUCGUACAGGCUUGAAGUUAGUUUCUAAUACUUUUUGCCUUGACCACGGAGGAUACUGUUGUUACCAGGGUCGAGUCUCCUUCAUCUGUAUGCCUUGUGAAAAGAUAUCUCACAUUGCGAUCAUCAGCGAGUGUUGCUGUAUAAGUGUGUGUGUUUGAGUGUGUGUAUGCAGUAAAAUAUUUGUGGUUCAAUUGAUCGCUUUCGAUUGCGAACUUAGGCGACCAAUCGCGCAUUUUACGGUCCAUCGAUCGAAUCAGUUUGCUUUCAUCCGCAGUAUUGUGCGUUUAUUAGAGCCGGAAAGAGACGCUAGUAUUUAAAAAAAAAAAACUUUUGCUAUUACCGAACGUUAGUGUUUGUGAUGAAUUUUUGAUUUUAUACUUAAAAAGUAUAUAAAUAUAGAUUUUAAAAUAGACAAAUUGUACACGUGUGAAAAUUAUAUCGAUUGCCGCAAAAAAAAACUUACCUGCUCACAUAAAUUGAUACACAUUCAAGAGUAAUCAUUCAAAAGUGUAAAUUGGAUACUGCGCCACAAAGUUUUCUGAAAUAAGUGAAUAAUUAUAAUCAAAAAUUACACACUCUAACGGAUUAUACACCUAAAACGGGGCAAAUAACACAACACUCAACUACGUAUAGAAUCGCCUGAGUCAUUUCUUGUUGCAGUGAAACUCAAUUGAAAAAACAUGAAAUUCUUCGCAAUAAUUAUUACACUUGCACUGUACGCAUUUGCACUUGUGCACUCGCUGGCGAUAUCCGACACGAAUGUUAAGUGUCAGAUGAAUUGCGAUCUGCAGGACUACAAGCCGGUCUGUGGUACGGAUGACGCUGGUGAGACGAAGUCUUUCAAUAAUUUGUGUAUUCUGAAGACAGAAAAUUGCCUGCGACAACUUUCAUUCCAGAAAACUGCAGAUGGCGAAUGUCCAUAGAUGCUAAUAAAAUGUAAUGUACUAUGCGUACAAUUAAAAAUAACAGUAAACCAGUUCUAAAUGUAAAAGUAGUUAAUAAACUAAGUUCUAUACAUUUUAUUACAAGAUAUGCCAAGCAUUUUUGAAAUUUAUUCAUUAACAACAAUAUGUAUUGUAUAAUCUUUCCGUAAGCACAUUUUCACAUCUGAUUAUUUAUAGCACAUGCAAAUUUUGAAAAAAAAAAAAAAAUUAUAAUAAUUAUACACACAAAUAUAUAUAUAUAUAUAUGUUUAGUAUAACUUGAAUUUAGAUUUGAAUCAAAAUAUAUAAAUAAAUAGCACAGAUUUUAAAUAUAUCCUUCGCCUUCGGCAUAAUGAGUGAAGUUCUUGGUCCAUUACUACGGAAUUCGUUUGUAUAUCCAUCUGCUGUGGAGAAUCAUCGCGUCUGGUGCUGUUUCGGCUGAUGGGUACUUUGUAGUUCUAAGUGGUAUUUGUGUGAUAUUCUUAAGGUUUGAUUUGGUAAAUUCGACAUUUACUGUAAAAUUGCUUACAUAGACAUGUAAAGAAAUUUCAAAUAUAAAUAAAAGGUAUGUAAAAAAA
This is a messenger RNA of Ceratitis capitata (Mediterranean fruit fly), 2540 nucleotides long. RefSeq names its product turripeptide Gsg9.2. Lineage: Eukaryota; Metazoa; Arthropoda; Insecta; Diptera; Tephritidae. The record is from RefSeq and is a predicted model, not a curated record. Bases 1720 to 1962 code for a protein of 80 amino acids. The transcript is spliced from 3 exons. Gene Ontology annotation, molecular function: protein binding.